AAUCUCGACGUUCCCUUAGCGGCGCUGCCUUAUUAAGUAUCCCAUAAUGCACCACGUCGCUGUCAUGGCUGCUCACUGAUGACACUUGCAGCACAUGGGCAGAAAUCAAACACAUCACAGCGAGCACACGAACCCUUCACAUCUCACAUUCACAGCCAGAGCAGGUCUUGAGCGACGUGACGCGUGUUUCAUUUCUCUAGUGAGGGUUGACGAGGAUGAAGAUGCUGCAGCUCGAGGCGGCGGUUCUGGGUGGACUGAGUCCGGACUGGAAACAGAGCGGCUUCAGCACCGCAGAUGGAGGGUCGUUGCUGCAGUUGGUGUGUGAGGGAGAUUUCGAGGCCGUGCUCUUCAGCUCUGCGGUGCAGGGGCUGCUGGGAGGUGCUUCUGAAGAGGGUGACAGCAUUGAGGCCUAUCUGGAGAGACAGGUGCUGUCUUACCUGAGCGAUGCCACUGAAGACCAGAGGAGUGACAGAGAAACUGCUCUGUUGGCGUUGGCAGUGGGGUGUCUGAACCUUUUCGCUCAGAGUAAUUGGACCGGGCCGCCAGUUGAGCUCCACAUCUCUGAUUUUCUGCCUGAAGCUUUGCUCCAGAAAUUCUCACAGCCUGCGGCCCUGAACAUGGCUGUGUUAUCCAGUCUUCAGCUGGAUGGAGAAUCUGUCUACAGUCUAGUGUCCAACCCCCUCCUGCUGCUGCUGACCAGAGUCAUAUUCAUCAACUGUGGCGCCAAACUGGAGACCCUUCAGCUGCUGCCCUGGUGGACACUGCGAUAUGUCAGUCUGCAUCAGCAGAUACUAGAGGAGAGAUCCCCACAGCUCUUCAGCCUCAUGCUCAGCUGCAUCGAGAAAGUGUGUAAAUAUGAGGAGCUCUUCACCAACAACACACACAAGAACCUGGCCAUUCAGUUCCACCUGGAGUGUAGUUAUACCUGCCUGACCUACUACGAGUAUCGCAGGGCCAAAGAACACCUGCAGACGGCCCGCAGUCUGUCAGGAGUCGAUGUUAACAUGACAGGUGCUUUAGGGAAGAGAACUCGCUUUCAGGAGAACUUUGUGGCUCAACUCAUCUUAGAUGUGAAACGGAAGGACAAUUCACCUGUUCCGAAUUUUGAGAGUCCCUCCCUCACACCAACACCUAAAGAACUCUUACCAAAGGAUCAUCAGUUGAGUGAUGAUACAGUCCUGAACCAGAUUAACCUGGCAGAACCACCUGAAUAUGAACUUCUAGACCUCAACGCUGAGGAACAGGCCCUUAUACUGGCCACUUGCAUAGACUUUCAGAAGAAUAAUCCAGUUCACAAGCUAAAUAACGAGGAGCUCCUGGCCUUCACGACGUGUUUGCUGUCUCAGCCAAAGUUCUGGGCAGUGGAAGUGACAUCACUGUGCCUGAGGACUAAGCUGGAGAGAGGAAGCUCACGGAGAGUUGAGCGUGCCAUGAUGCAAACACAGACCUUGGUGGAUUUCUUUAGUGAGAAGAACUGUCCCGUCACUGAGAGACUCAAGAUGUUCUACACCUGCCGGGCACCUCAUCUCUGGGACCUACAGAGGCAGUUGGCGAGUCUGUUGACUGAUUUGGGCCUGACAAGUUCUGCGCUGCUAAUCUAUGAACGACUGGAACUCUGGGAGGAUGCAGUUGUCUGCCUGGAGAGGAUGGGACAGCACGGCAAGGCGGAGGAGAUUUUGAGGCGUGAGCUGGAGAAAAAGGAGACGCCAUCUCUUUACUGUCUGUUAGGUGACGUGCUGAAGGAUCCAGAGUAUUAUGACCGAGCAUGGGAGCUUUCCAAACACCGCAGUGCACGUGCCCAAAGGUCAAAAGCUCUGCAUCAUCUGCGCCACAAAGAAUUCCAGCAGUGCGUGGAAUGUUUCGAACGCUCGCUGCGAAUCAACUCCAUGCAGUUGGGUGUGUGGUUCUCUCUGGGCUGUGCGUAUUUUUCACUGGAAGGCUACGAAGGGGCCGCCAAAGCUUUUCAGAGAUGCGUUGGACUGGAACCAGAUAAUUCAGAAGCAUGGAACAACCUCUCCACGGCCUACAUCAAACUGAGAAUGAAGGAGAAAGCAUUCCGCACCCUUCAGGAAGCGCUCAAGUGUAAUUAUGAGCGAUGGCAGAUCUGGGAGAAUUUCAUUGCUGUGUGUGUAGACCUGGGCGAGUUCAGUGAGGCUAUCAGAGCCUACCAUCGGCUCAUGGACCUCAAGGACAAAUACAAGGAUGUGGAGGUGCUGGAAAUCCUGGUGCGUGCGGUAGUGGACAAUCUGACUGAUCACCGCGGCGAACAGGCCUCCAAUCUUAAAGCCAAACUGCAGGAACUUUUUGGUCGAGUCUCCGCCCGUUGUAGCACAGACGCCCAAAUAUGGAAGCAGUACGCUCGUCUCUAUGGCGAUGGCCAUAGCAACAAUGUAGAAGACAGCGAAAAGGCACUACAGUUUCUGAGUAAAGCGCAUCGGUGUGAGACGCAGGCAGCUGGCUGGGAAAAAGACAUGGGCAACUUCAGAUCUGUGGUGAAAGGUGCCAGAGAUAUGGCUAAUGUCUCUAUCAGCUGUAGCAGGUCUAAGCGCAAUCCUCAAGAGGCUCUACAGUUGCUGUCUUCAGCUCGACUCAGUUUGAAGAGCCUGGUCACCAAAGCCAAACAGCUGUACACUGAUGUUGCCACAGGUGAACUCCAUGAUGACCUCAGAGGUGAUGUCACUGAGCUCGAGCAGCUCAUCACAGAGCUGCAGGACCUGAGUGCCCAGCUACGCAGCCAAUGAGAAGCCAUAGCACUGUUUUCUUCCUCCCUUUGAUCCUGGAGGACUUGGGUCUUCUGUCGCUUGUUAAAUCAACAGGAAAAAACUUCAAAGAAAGACUUGAAAAAUGACUGAGUUAAAGAUAUUUGUCAUCAUGACCUGAUCCAGGGUCAGCUGUCUUUGCCCUAGUCAGAGCUGGCAAUGAACUUCCUUUGUUCAACAGUGCCUCGUUCCAAUAAAUAGUACACAGUCUCUUUCUUUCAUACAGUAUUUAAUCCAUGUGCUUGUUUUUUGAACUUGUGUAUAUGAUGAUUUAGUCAGUUAAUAUUGAAGGAUGCACAGAGUAGAAUAAAAUGAGUGACAACUGACAGCUAGGUCAAGCAACAUCAUAUGCGUUGCAACAGUCUUAAAGUCGAGACGAGCUCUUUUGAGUUUGAAUCUAGGCCUAGAGUUCGAGUCAAGACCAAGACCAGAAAAGGGUCGUGUUUGAGUCAAGAUAGAGUCUGAAUGCUCCUGAGACUGACAAGACCAAGACAGUGAAAAAGUCUUGAACUCAGGACAGACUCACUGGAUUGUGUAUUAUCAUUUUAACUGUAAGACUUUCCUACAGCUGUCAUAUUAAGCAUAACUCCUCAUUGACCCUCCUCACCCUGUCUCUACUGUCUAUUUUGUGCUCUGCCAAAGGGAGUGUUUCUGAGAUUGCUAUCAUGAUUCCUUGCUGUUAACCUCUGGAUAUGCGCUUCUGUUGGGCCUAUUGUUUUAGUUAAUUUAAAAGACUGUUUACACAAAAUGUAAACACUGACGAUGUUUGCUAUAAUUUACUUCAGCAAUCUUCUUUAUCCACGCUAAACUUAACCCUCGUUUAUUGUAUUUAAUGCAACCUUUAACCUGAGGUUAAAGUUUGAAAAGCCCAUAUUUGAUUAUUUAAAAGUAUUACAGAAAC
Molecule: messenger RNA, 3660 nt
Organism: Sinocyclocheilus anshuiensis
Lineage: Eukaryota; Metazoa; Chordata; Actinopteri; Cypriniformes; Cyprinidae
Product: tetratricopeptide repeat protein 27-like
Exons: 20
Coding region: 216-2741 (841 amino acids)
Molecular function (GO): protein binding
Source: RefSeq, a predicted model, not a curated record